AUGCCUCAAGUCAGGCUGGAGUUCAAAUACGCAGGGCUGCUCACUCACAUGCAAUCAAAGACCUCAAAACGUCAGAAUGCUGAGCUGGCAAGGCAGAAGGCCUUGCUUGCAGCCAGGAGUGCGGAGGCCAUGGAAAUAAAGAGUACUUUACAAGCACUGGAGUGGAGUGCGAGUGCAGCAGCUGCACAUCCUCCUUUGGAACGAGAGGCGCAAGGUCUCUUGUUCAAAACCUGCAGCACGAAGGAUGCCUUGAAAAAGGCGAAGGCACAUGAGGAGGAGCUGGCGGGGUGCAUCAGAGCACUUGAACUUUGCGCUGAAAGGAGUGAGGCAAAUAUUGCAUCUCUGAAGGAUGACUUGAAGGAAAGCCAAAGAAAAAUGCACACCUAUCAGAUGUGGACCGUUGGGAAGGCAAGAUCUGAGGGUGGUGUAGCAGCAAAGGUCCAGUUUGCCCAUAAGAUGGCACAAACGGAGAACCUCACUGUCAGCACUGACGGAACAUCCCAUAGGCAUGUGAACUAUGGAUCUCGGCAUGUUUCAUACAAAGUUACCUCCUAUACCAAGAAUGAUGUAACACCUGCCAAACCAGUUGUGCAGCUUCUGGGAGUUGAAUUGUCGAAAAACCAUUGUAGCAAGAUGCAGCUAGAAGGCCUCCAAUCAUCAGUAGCUGCUCUUGCAAUAAUUUACAACAACUCUCCCCUUGCGCACACUUCAGUCACCCCCAAAACAUAA
Molecule: messenger RNA, 729 nt
Organism: Serpula lacrymans var. lacrymans S7.9
Lineage: Eukaryota; Fungi; Basidiomycota; Agaricomycetes; Boletales; Serpulaceae
Exons: 5
Coding region: 1-729 (242 amino acids)
Source: RefSeq, a predicted model, not a curated record